AUGAUUUCUAAGCUUACCACGAGCAAGGGCGACGUGACACGGGAGUUGGCCCUGCGUGCAGACAGGCUCCAAAACUUCAUUAAAGCGGUGAAGCACCGCACCAUUUCAGGCGCAGAGCCUGGGGCGAUAUUGGAAGACAGAACAGAGCAGACGGAUUGGGUCGUGUCGCUACAGGCUGUGAAGAGUGCGCUCCACGACUCGGAGCAGGCCACAACAGUGAGUUCCAGCAGAAUUCAGCAUGUGAUUGGCAGCGAAAUGGGUUGUGAUGGCGGUGCCGGCAGCUACGCAGUGGGUGGUGGAGGUGAAGACUUUCGCGGGAAUGGGCUCAGCGGCGAAGUACCACCGCCACCGCCACCAACACCAACACCAACACCAACACCAGGUGAUGAUGGUGACCGUGGCAGUGGGAUCGGCGGUGGCCGUGCGGGCAGCGAUGACGGUGCUAGUGGUGUCGGCGGCACUAGCUCCCGAAAGCCUCAGAGAGACCGCGCGCUACACAAGAUGACCAGAGCUUGUUUAGAGAUCUCCUCUAUGACUGGAAGCCUGCUUAUGAAUGGGUGA
This is a messenger RNA of Prorocentrum cordatum, 561 nucleotides long. The record is from the annotation of a GenBank genome assembly. Lineage: Eukaryota; Dinophyceae; Prorocentrales; Prorocentraceae.